This is a messenger RNA of Seriola aureovittata, 2227 nucleotides long. RefSeq names its product tyrosine 3-monooxygenase/tryptophan 5-monooxygenase activation protein, epsilon polypeptide 1 (gene ywhae1). The record is from RefSeq and is a predicted model, not a curated record. The coding region runs from base 167 to 889 and encodes 240 amino acids. Gene Ontology annotation, biological process: signal transduction. Lineage: Eukaryota; Metazoa; Chordata; Actinopteri; Carangiformes; Carangidae. Gene Ontology annotation, cellular component: cytoplasm. The transcript has 7 exons.
CCAUCUUUACUCCAUCCCAGCGCAGCGCUGCCGGUGGGGCGGAACACCACUCAUCGACCCAGUUGGUUUCUAGGAACCGCCGAUAGACCUGGCACGCCACCGUGUUUUUUCACUAAAUCCUUGUUCGUUUGAUUAGAUCGCUACUCUAUCCACAUCUCGAUACACAAUGGGAGAGCGAGAGGACCUAGUUUACCAGGCAAAACUUGCCGAACAGGCAGAACGAUAUGACGAGAUGGUGGUUUCUAUGAAGAACGUGGCGGGCAUGAACGUAGAGCUCACAGUGGAGGAGAGGAACCUACUAUCAGUGGCCUACAAGAAUGUGAUUGGAGCUCGGAGAGCCUCCUGGAGGAUAAUUAGCAGUAUCGAACAGAGGGAAGAGAACAAGGGUGGAGAAGAGAAACUGAAGAUGAUCCGGGAAUACAGGCAAACGGUUGAGAAGGAGCUGAAGUCAAUCUGUGGUGAUAUUCUGGAUGCACUGGAGAGGCACCUACUCCCCUCUGCUGUCAUGGGCGAGUCUAAGGUCUUCUACAACAAAAUGAAGGGUGACUACCACAGGUAUCUGGCAGAGUUUGCCACUGGAAACGACAGAAAGGAGGCAGCAGAGAACAGCUUGGUGGCCUAUAAAACCGCUACCGAUCUAGCCAUGUCGGAGCUGCCUCCCACACACCCCAUUCGCCUCGGCCUUGCCCUCAACUUCUCCGUCUUCUACUACGAGAUCCUCAACUCGCCUGACCGUGCUUGCAGGUUGGCGAAGGCUGCGUUCGAUGACGCCAUCGCAGAACUGGACACACUGAGUGAAGAAAGCUACAAGGACUCCACACUUAUCAUGCAGUUGUUACGUGACAACCUGACACUAUGGACUUCAGAUAUGCAGGGAGAAGAGUCCUAAAGGAAACAAACCUGACUGUUCAUUUCCCAUGUUAACUGUACUUUGUGAAGAACAGAACAAAGAGGCACUGCAAGACGUUGAGGAUGAGGCCCAGUGAGACUAUGCCACCAACAGCCAACAACUUGAGACCCUCCCCUCACCUCCUCACACUCCUCGUCCCCUCCACCCCUCCACCUUUGUCCUCCUCAUCCCCUCCCCCUCCCCUCCUCCGAAUCCUCCUCCCUCUCUGCGAGUCACCUUCCUUUUCCUCCUCUCCCCUCCUUUUCCUUUCUUCCACCUCUGCAGCUCCGUGACCCAGCAGGGCCGCGGAGUGAACAGGUUUAUUUUUCUCUUCUUUUUUAUUUUUAUAUUAGCCCUUACAUCAUUCAAGUAAAUACCACUUAAUUGAGACAGGAAAUACAAUGUUAGAAAGACAAAGAUAUUGAAAGAGUCCCUGGAUUGUUUUUGUUUUUUGUUUUUUUUUGUUUGUUUUUUUUUUGUCCUGGUACAAGCAGUUCUGAGAUGUUAUCUUUGUUUUCAUUAUUGUAUUUUUGUUUGUUUGUUGGUUUUUUUUUUUUUUUUUUUUUUUUUUUUGCUUUUUCCUCAAUAUUUUUAUCAGUUGCUGGAUGUAUUGAGAUUUUUUUUUUCUUAAUGUAAUUACAGAAAUUAACUUUUAUUACUGAUAAUGUUGACUAUUAGUUAUGGGAGCUAUUUUAUCUCUGUUUUUAGUGAAAUGUCAUGCGAAUCAUUUUACCUUUUUUAUGGGCAAUUUGGAAAACUACAAGUGCCCUUUUGUUAACUUAGGUUUUCAGAGGAAGUCGGCAAAAUUCGCGAUAUCCACGUGGGGCAAAGAAGUGCUUAACUUUUACACCAUAGUGAUUCUGUUGUCAUGUUUUUGUAGUUGUCCUUGGACUGUACUUUGUGCUGAAAUACUGUAACUGUGCACACAUGCUGAAUCUCUGAAGGUUGACUUACGGCUAGCUGGUGGUUAUGAUUUUAAAAAGAAAAAAAAAACAAAACUUGGGAGAUUUCUCACUUGUGUAAAAGACGAGUCUCAAUUUGGCCCCGCUCCUCGACAGAGAGCCCUAAAACCAAGUUUGUCAGUGCUUUGCAUGAGUUAACACAUCUUUUCUGCUUCUUCUCCCCUGCGUUUUACUAAAGCUCCUCUAGGUUCAGAGGUUUUUUUCUUUUGCUGUUUCCUUUGUUUCUCUUCUUGUUUUGCUUCAUUAUGUGUAACUUGGAGCUGAUUUGUACUACUGGAUAUCUGACUGGAGCCACAGACAGGGAAUCUGUAUUGUUCUUACUGAAACACAGCAUGGAAUUAACAUUAAACAAUCUAAAUUAAACAUUACAAACUGA